CUGUAUUCCGACGGAUUUCUAUUUCGUUCGAAAGUGAUAUUUCGAUCGUUUUCGAAUUUACCAUUCCCUAUUCCAAUCGUUUUGCUCGUUUCGAACGAAAGUGUUAGAAAAUUUCGAAUAUGCAUCGAUCUGUCAAAAACCGAUAAACAAAAAGAAACACCGUAUUAAAUAGCGGCGAGUGCGAGUUGAAUUUCAGUUAAUUUUUGAUCCUAAGAGAAAUUUGUGAGAAAAUUUUCUCGUUCAAUGGAUUCCGUUUUGUUACCGAUUUUGGCGGAGCAAGAAGAAAUUGGAAUGCCUUGCUACCAUCGGCGAAACCACCGAAAAUCAACCGACUUCAUGAAACUUUCUGAUGAAGCAUUCAUCAAAAGUUUUCGUCUAAGUAAGGAAGCUUUUCGGUACGUUUUAGAGGAAAUUGAGAACUGCCUUACCACAAGGAAAGGUGGUCUAUCCACGGAGGUGAAACUCGCAGCAUGUUUGCGAUUCUUUGCUGAAGGAAAUUAUCAACAUGGAGCAGGGCAAGAUUAUCACAUUGCCAUAGCACAGCCCACAUUUUCCAAGGUGCUGACUGAAAUGCUUAACAUUCUGGAGCGGACACUGUGUAAGAAAUGGAUUUCCCUAAAUAUGACGGAAGACGAACAGCGGCGUGCUAAACUACACUUCUAUCAGAAAACAUCAAUUCCGGGUGUUAUUAUGUGUUUGGAUGGAACCCACGUAAAAAUUAUUCCACCUAAGCUGAAUCGAAAUUUGUUUUUUAAUCGGAAGGGAUUUUAUAGUCUCAACGUUCUGAUUGUUUGUGACGAUCAGCAAAGGAUUCGUUUCGUUGAUCCUACCUUCCAGGGAUCUAAUCAUGACUCUCAUAUAUGGCGUGUAAGCCCUGCAAGAACUCACUUUGAGCAGCUUCACCAAAAUGGUGAAGUUAAUACUAAGAUUCUAGGUGAUGCUGGUUAUCCAUCGGAACCUUGGUUAGUAACGCCAUUCAGAGCAGCGGAGGAAGGGAGUUUGGAGAGCGAUUUUAAUCGCAGGCAUGCCUUGGGUCGUGCUAUCGUCGAGCGGACAAUCGGUUUACUAAAAAAUCGGUUUAGAUGCAUCCUUGGCGCGAGACAACUUCACUACAAUCCUACUAAAUGCGCUCAAAUUAUAAAUGUAUGCUGUGCACUUCACAAUAUAUGCUUAGAAUUUGGUCGUUCUCAGUAGUUAUAAUAUGUUAUGCAGCUGUUUACAUAAUAAACUUUUGUUUAAAUUAAUAUUUAUGACUGUUAAAUUUCAUCUAACUUGUUUGCAAAUGCUCAAAUAAAUAACAACCACCGGAAAAGGAAGUGUCUUCCUUACUUAACUAUGGUUUCGGCAGAAUUAUUUACUCUUAUUCCUGCCAACACUUUGAGAACAUGUCAUUAUCGAUUUCUCGUAAGCAGGCCAAGUAUUCAAAUAACCAUUAUUAAUACUUUUUGCGUUGUUUUAACCCCUUGCUGUACGAUUUAAUUUCCAACAGCACGGCCCAAAACGAGCACUUCGAGUCGUUCCGCUACUCUGCUGAGUGUGGGUAUCUAACAUGGGUGCCCUAUGAUGAGCAAAUACAUGUUGUGUUUAAAAUAAAAACGAAGGAGUUAUUACUACGUACUAACUCGUUCGUUUUUAUUUUAAUUAUAAUAUUCAAAUUAUAUUUUAUAUUUUUAGCUCAUUCAAUUUUUUUUUAAAUAACGGAAAUUUUAUAAUCUUCAGUUGUCGGUAUCCUCAUCAUAUGCCUGAAGCUAUGUAAUUAUUUCACAUCGAGAAACAACGAGUGAAGUUCAAUGUUGUACGUGAAGGGGUUAAGGAAGUUCCAUAAACUAUAGGCGAAAUUCGUGAAUUUUAAAAAAGUUUAUAUAAUUUUGAUGCUAUUCCAAACAAACUUCAAAGAAAAAAUUAAGUAAGAUUUUUCUUCCAUGGAAAGAUAUAAAAAUACGAUUAGAACUUUUUUUCAUUUUUUUAUACUUGAGUUACAAUAUAAAGAUAAAAAAUCAGAUCACUGAUAUUUUGAAACAUUAUUCUAAUGUUCUGAAAUAUACGCAAUCUGCGUUUCAAGGAUUUGUCGCUAUUGAUUUCUCCAGCGCGAUCUUCUCCAUCUCGUGGUUAUGUCGUUUUUGUUCACUCAGAUGUUCUUUGAGUGUGGCAUCCACGGAAAGAAUCGCUCGAGCUGAUUGGCGCUGAUAAUGAACCAGAUCACUCAAAUUCUUGUUUGUGUUUUUUAACAGGGAUUUCACAUUGGUGUGAAAUUUGUUUUGUUGCUCGACUUGCAGCUCUAAUAGCCUCGUGGUAGAAGGUCUGGAUUUUUUCGGCUGAGAGGGCUGGAAGUGAAUGGUAUUAUUGAUACCGUCACACUCGUCGGAAGUACCAUAAUAUAUAAAAUUUUCCUGGUCUGCAGCUUGAGGUUCACCCGAAGGCGAACCCAACUGUGUUCCAUGAGAUGAGGUACCCGGGAUUCCUUCCACGGUCGCAAGUAACCCAGUUAGUAGAACUGCCUGCUCCUCCAGCUCGGACAAAUUGAUAAUUUUAUUGGGUCCUCCACCUGUCGCCCUCUGCUCCCGUUUGUUGUGAGCGAGUUUUCGCUUUAAUCCGGACUUAUAGUCCGCCCAAACCUACACAGAAAACCAGGGCAAAAAUAAGACUAUAAACAUAUGUUUCGGAUUCGUUUUAGUAUAUACCUUUUUCCAUCCACUUCCAUCGCGAAUAGGCGGUCCCAAACUAUUGACUUCUGCCGCCAGAUCAUCCCAGUAGGGUCCGGAAUUUCCUCGGGAGAAACCCUUUGCUAUGUCCGGCUCUUGCUCCAGAAGCAGCACAAUCCGCUCGAACUGAUUUUUAGUGGUUGUUUUGUUUUUGUUUUUUUCCCUGUUGAACGUUAAAAUUAAUUUAAAGAAAAAAAUGAUUAAAAAUUAGCUUACAUUUUUGCAGUUCACCGCUCAUCCGCUGCGGAAAUUAUUCACUCCUUCAUAAACAAAGUGGGUUUGACGUUUGGUUUGAUUCGAAUGAAAGAUGUUCGAAAACAAAACAGUCCGAACGAAAGGUAUUCGAAUUUGAAAACACCUCGAACGAAACAGGGAAUGGAAUUUACCAAGUCGUUCGAAAUAUUUCGAAUCGAUUG
Messenger RNA from Toxorhynchites rutilus septentrionalis, 3118 nucleotides. RefSeq names its product putative nuclease HARBI1. The record is from RefSeq and is a predicted model, not a curated record. NCBI's taxonomy places the organism in Eukaryota, Metazoa, Arthropoda, Insecta, Diptera, Culicidae. The transcript has 4 exons. Bases 244 to 1194 code for a protein of 316 amino acids.